Molecule: messenger RNA, 1468 nt
Organism: Nylanderia fulva
Lineage: Eukaryota; Metazoa; Arthropoda; Insecta; Hymenoptera; Formicidae
Source: RefSeq, a predicted model, not a curated record
UUACAAAUAUUGGAAAAUAUAAAAAUGAUAAUAACACAAUAUAUAUACCGACAUAUAAUCGUAGUGGAGACACAAUUAAUAUUGUCUUUGGAGAUGAAUUAUUACCAGGAAAUUAUACUUUAAAUAUAAAAUAUUUUGGUAAUGCUCAUAAAAUCUUCAAAGUUUUAAACAUCGAAAAAAAAACAAUUUGGAUAGCUGCUCUGCAUUUCCACAUAAUAGGCUCCCGACAAUUAAUUCCAUGUUGGAAUUACCAAUAUUUAGAAGCAAGCUUUAGCAUAUCUAUCGGAUGUAAUCGAUGCGUGGCUUUGUCAAAUAUGCCAGUGCCAAAUAUUGAAAUAGAUGAGAACCAUGUGUUAUGGACACACUUCAAUACCACACCUGCAAUAUCGCCUUAUCUCAUAACAAUCCUUCUAUCUAAUAAUCUAAUCCAUUCUGAUGACAAAACUCGAAGAAUUAACAUGUGGAGCAGACUCGAAUCUAGAUUAAACAUAAGACAUGCAGAAAAUAUAGCUGAAGAUAUUACGUUGGAUUUUCAAAGAUAUUGGAAUCGUUCGAACAGUUUUACGCACGUCACUCAUGCUGUAAUUCCAAAUUUCCAUGAUAAAAACAUUAUAGUUUUCGGACUUGUUCUUUAUAAGGAAAUAGAUAUCAUCUUUAAUAAAUUUUUAUAUCCUGUUGCUCGCGAAAUCCAAGUAGUUCAAUUCGUAGGACAUAAAGUGGCACAGCAAUGGUUUUAUAAUCUGAACAAUCCAUUUCAGUCGACUUCUUGGUUUAAUGAAGGUCUUACUGGAUUGCUUGCAACAAUUGCUGUCCAUAAAAUUUAUCCAAGAUAUCGAAUAAUGAAUUUAUUUGUUGUUCAAAAUCAACAUAAUUCUUUUUCUUUGGAUGGUGAUUAUCAUAUGUGGAAAUCUCCUUUACCAGAUGACAGUUUAUUUAACAUUCGCAAAUCCAUCAGAGCACCCUUUUUACUGCGCAUGGUACAACACGCCUUCACCGAAGAAUUAUUUUGGAAAAGCGUUCGUUCAUAUGCAUUUGGCAAUCGAUUGCCAUGGAAGCAGGAAUGGACAUAUUGUAAAGGUUUGAUGAUAACUACCAUAAACGAGACCACUUGGGAAUCAGUGUUUGAUAUAGGAGUGAAUAAAUCUGACGCUAAAUUUUUGGAAUACUUGGCUUGCCCUGAAGAUAUUGAUGUCAUCAUCUAUUAUUUAAAAAAUAAACGGUAUCAUUCUAUAAAACGGGAAUAUCAACUUGAUGUUAACAGUUUCUUACAUAUUAUUACGAAGCAUGCAAAGAAUCCAACUAUACUGAAGUACAUAUUAGAUCAUUUUAAUGAAGUAAAACCAAACAUUAAUUAUUAUAAUCAACAACGUAUAUUCCGACAAUUUAUCUCAGCAAAUAUCAAGGAAUGUUAGAGGUAUUUUAAACAAUAAUUUAGUUGAAGUAAAUAACACAAAAGAUUUAUUUAACA